AGGAGCAGCCGGGACCACAGAGGUGGUGGAGAGAUGGCCCUCAGCAGUAUCCAGCCUUCCUUCGUGACCCCAUCACUUGCCAUUGAAGGGGGUCUCCAGUAUGGAUAUGUGAUCACUAUCCAAGGAACUGUUCUUAACUCCAAUGGAACCAGGUUUGCUGUGGACUUUAAAAUUGGCUCCAGUGACUCUGAGAUUGCCUUCCACUUCAACCCUCGGUUUGAGAACGGCGGGUAUGUGGUCUGUAACACCAAGCAGAAAGGGUGGUGGGGAACGGAGGAGAGGACGAUGAUGAAUCCCUUCCACAUGGGGAAGCCCUUUGAGAUCCGCAUCCUGGUGGAGAGCGCCAUGUUCCAGGUGACGGUGAAUGGAGCUGCCUUUUAUCAGUAUGUACACCGCGUGCCCUUCCACCGCGUGGACAACAUCUCUGUCACCGGCGCCGUGGAGCUGACACACAUCAGCUUCCAGGACGCCCGUGCAGUCUCUGUCCAGAGGAUGCAGUUCUACCCCAGUCUCAGUGGCUCACCUGAGUCCAAAGAGUGGAAACCAAAAGAUAUUGGUGAUGUCCCUAUGGUGAAAUGCUUGCAGAAUACCUGUGACCUACCUGAGCCCAAGGAGCAGUAAGCAAAACCUGUACCAACCCAUCCCCCACUCCAGGAACGUGACCGUGAUUGACACCUGCUGGUCUCUACCUUCUGAGCUUUUCCAGCUGGAAGCCCCCCUUUCCCAGUGCCCUUCAAAUAAAGAGAGAAAGAAAACUCGGUGC
Molecule: messenger RNA, 763 nt
Organism: Myotis lucifugus (little brown bat)
Lineage: Eukaryota; Metazoa; Chordata; Mammalia; Chiroptera; Vespertilionidae
Product: galectin-9C-like
Exons: 7
Coding region: 34-621 (195 amino acids)
Molecular function (GO): carbohydrate binding
Source: RefSeq, a predicted model, not a curated record